AUGAAAAGUAGAUUUUUCUUAUGCAGGCAUUUAGUUAAUUCUGUUGGUGAAGUUCAACGUAAUAGAGAUUAUCCUAUAAUCGCUACAUAUGAAGGCAAAUUUGUAAAUCCCUUUUGUUUUCAAAAUGCUAAAAUUUUAGAAAUCUCAAUGAUUAGAGAGUCAAUUAUUGAAUACGAAGACGAUUAUGCAAUAGAGGAUAACAAUGCCGAUGAAGAUGAUGAAUACGCAAUAGAAGGUGAUAGAGAACAAGAAAUUUAUAAUCAAAGUCUGGAUCACUUAAAUAAUAUAUUAAAUAAG
Molecule: messenger RNA, 297 nt
Organism: Racocetra persica
Lineage: Eukaryota; Fungi; Glomeromycota; Glomeromycetes; Diversisporales; Gigasporaceae
Source: the annotation of a GenBank genome assembly